GGACGUUAACUUGUCAUCUACCACUACCACCAAAAGUUGAGUUACUACUAAACGAGCUGUUAUACUGACAACAUGGUAAACCGGGUUGCUGUUAUAUUUUGUGUUUAUCUCUGUGCUGUACACCAGGUGUAUUCAGAUAUUCUGACGAGCAUCAACACCGAGGCGGGAGUUUUGACUUUACUUGAGAUUCGCAAACAAUUUUAUAUUGCCGACUUUGAUGACGACAACUUUUUGACGUACGAUAAUUGCCAGAAAUACAUUCAAUUAGAUGAUUUAAAUGGUGACGGUGAAAUAACACAUCAAGAGGUAAAGUCCAACCCAGAUACACCCAGAUUUCCUAUUGAGGUUUUCCAAUCAUGGGACUCAAACAAUGACGACGUUCUUAAUGAUAAGGAUAUCAGACUGCUGUUUGAGUCGCUUCCCGGUACCGGAAAUAAGGUAGAUCUACAAGAAUUCUUGACAAUGUACUCUUCUAGGAUGAAUGAAACAACUGGACCAGUAAUGAAGAUACAGUCUUUUGUCCAGGCUGAGAGAGAUUUCUUGAUAAUAGAUGAAAAUGAUGAUAAUAUUUUGAGUAGAGAAGAAUUUCAGGUGGAAUUUAGAUUAGCCGACAAAAAUAAGAAUGAAAAUUUGGAAGAAUCAGAAGUACGCAACAUGUUCCCAAUGAGAAGUACUCCCCCAGAAACCAUUUGUCCAAACAUCUCUGUUAGCUGUUCUGUUGAUGAUGUGAUGGCUCUAUUUGAUGCAGCAGACAAAAAUCAAGAUUCCCAGCUCAGUGUUGAUGAAUACAUUCAACAUUUUGGAAACUUGAUUCAAAACUAAUCAUAAAAGAUAUGAUAUGACAACUCGGCGAGUCUUGAAUCAUAUUAUUACUAUAUGAAAUAAAAUUUUAUUGAACAUU
Molecule: messenger RNA, 901 nt
Organism: Lottia gigantea (owl limpet)
Lineage: Eukaryota; Metazoa; Mollusca; Gastropoda; Lottiidae
Exons: 3
Coding region: 73-822 (249 amino acids)
Molecular function (GO): calcium ion binding
Source: RefSeq, a predicted model, not a curated record